UGGAAAGCGGUUCAAAGGUGCUCCAUCUGGUACUUGGAGCAUCUUGGGUACAAAGAGUGAGAUUCGGGUUACACCACAUGCAGUGUUUGGUAUGCCUGUUGGAUGCGAGAAGCUUGAGUUGUAUGACUGUGAAAAGGAUAGUGUGGAAGAGAUUCAGGUGGAAUAUUCAGACGCUGUGAAAGAUCUCCCAGUGUUUGGGAAGAACAUUGGGGAAUUCUACGAGUUAUUUGCAAAGGGUGGAACAGUGGAUAAAGGGAUUGGCGAUUUCGAACAGGUAGUCAAGAUGCAUCAAGUCAUUGACAAGAUGUAA
Molecule: messenger RNA, 310 nt
Organism: Bipolaris sorokiniana ND90Pr
Lineage: Eukaryota; Fungi; Ascomycota; Dothideomycetes; Pleosporales; Pleosporaceae
Exons: 1
Coding region: 92-310 (72 amino acids)
Source: RefSeq, a predicted model, not a curated record